This is a messenger RNA of Pseudozyma hubeiensis SY62, 2742 nucleotides long. RefSeq lists its product as hypothetical. The record is from RefSeq and is a predicted model, not a curated record. NCBI's taxonomy places the organism in Eukaryota, Fungi, Basidiomycota, Ustilaginomycetes, Ustilaginales, Ustilaginaceae. The transcript has a single exon. Bases 1 to 2742 code for a protein of 913 amino acids.
AUGGCAGUUGGACUGUUCGCCUCGCUCUUCGCAGCGUCACCCACAAGCUCGAGCUCAGAACCAUCCGUGCCGAGUAGAGCGUCCCAUCUCGCAGUGUCAGACUCUGACGCAACUAGCGACGAGAUCGAGCAAUGCAGCCCAGUCACCUCCCAAAACGAUGUGGUCAUAACCGAUGCAGAGCCGAUGGACGCGACAUCAACAUCGGCAGCAAUGACGGUCGUGACAAACACCAAGGAGGCGCAGGACGUGGCGGACGUGGAUAUGCAGCUCUCAUCUCCUCCUAGCUCGCCUCCGCCAACGGCGCCCUCUACCCCGCAACACCGAUCACCUGCAACCUUCUCUGCGGUGCGAACCGUCAAGACGGAGGCGUCCUCGUCCUCGUCCAGCUCAGCACAGACAGCAUCCUCAAAUUCGCCUGACACCGCUUUAGCAUCGGAGUCCUCUCUUGCAGCUGGGCGUCCAGGCCCCAGCUCAACACCGAUGGUGCAACGCGCUUUGCGCCGACGAACCAUGCCGGCACGCCUCUCUCAAGUCUCGUCGCUUCUCGCCGGAUCCAUGCUCGAGGAGGAACUCAUGCUUCUCGAACCGCCAUCUUCGCCGUCCGCAUCCAGCUUCCAUCACAACAGCACUACCGGCUCGACCAGCAAGCUCGAUGGCGCGGUACCUUCGGUGCCAACCGGAAGGCAAGGUCCCGACUCUUCAUCAGAGGCAGGCAUCUUGACAUCUUCGUCCCUUGUCGUCCUUACCUCCGACUCGCGGAUCCUCGCGCGUGCCAUCUUUCCUAACGCGCCAUCUUUGCCCGCAGACACGAUCGUAGUCAAGGCUGAACACGACGACAGCGACCUCGCGCUUUCAGCACCGACGAAGUCGGGAGACCUGGCCUGGUCCCUCCGACCCGUACCGCCAUCCUCGUUUGCAUCGCUUGUGUCGACUCUCGCCAUCAAGCGGCAGCAGCUCAUCGAGACGCCGGAUUUCAAGCAACGAGACGACACGCUCUAUAUGCCUAAAACUCGCGGUCUCCGUUCCGAAGCCGCUGAAGAUACUUCGGAUGCCGCCUACGAGCGCAGACACCGCAAGCCGGAGACGGCCGAAAAACGACAGAGAAAAGCAGAGGUGGAUCGCCUCUCUAAGGACAGACUGAAGCUUCUGACGCGCAUCGACCAGAUCAAGACGGCCGAGGCUCGUUUGCUUCAAUCCAUCGUUGUCGCUCGAGAUCAGGUCCGGUCUGAAGCUAACGGCCAAGCAGAGGCUUCUUUGUCAGAACCGAACAGCAGACCUCUGAGUAAGCGCAUUGAAGACGUCCGAAAGGAACUUCUUGAUGAUGCCUACGAAACGUUGAAGCGCUAUGAUCUGCUAUUGUCGACCACUAGCGACGCCAAGCUCGCCUCGCCCGGACCGGCAGCGUUGUCGAGUAGGACUGAGUCGGCUACAGCGGCUGACGACGUCUCGCGCAGCGAAUCGCCCAGGCUCAAGAUCCGCAUCAAGGGCGGUCGCGCCACCUGGGAGACGGCGGACAGCGCCAGUCCCACAGCCAAGCAGCCGCCAGCGUCGCACGAGAAGAGCGAUCCUUCGAGAAGGGUCAGUGCUCGUCAGCCUAAGCACAGGGUCGAGAGCCUGCCAACACCUCUGACAUCGGCUGCUGUGGACGCGGCCGAGCAUGAUCGGCGCAAGCGACGCCGAUCUUCAGGCGCGAACGACCAAGAGGCUAGCGCUGCUGGAAGAAGGUCAUCUGCAUUCCAGGCCGACGAUACGCCAGCGAAAGGAAUGCGUAGACGCGGCAGCCCUGAGGUGGGGGGCACUUACAAAGGCAAAGCUAUUGACAAGGAGCAAGACGGAGAAAGUACAUCUUCGAGACGGCCGCAGCGCGCUGCUGCCGCUGCCGCUGCAGUAGCUUCCGCUCGACAAGGCCGGUACGCCGAAAGAUCGUUCUCGGACUUUGACUACGACGAUGAGGACGAAGACGAGCAAGUUGAAUCCGUGCUGAAUGGCAGGCACAAUACGUCCCCUCGACGAGCAAGCCACAGCAUACGACGAUCAUCGGUGAAGUCACGCGAACAGAGAUCUCCCUCUGCCUCUUCGACGACGUCUUCGGUAUCGUCCCUCGCGUCUUCGAUCGGCUACAUGUAUCCUACCGUCGCCGAUACGGGCUCCCUCAAGGUGUCGCAGUCCCUAGCAGAGAUACAAGCGUCCGACCCGGAAGCCACAUCGUCCGACUCAGCAUUGACCGCUCUGGAGUCGUCACCCGGCACGAGAAAGAAGCUCAAGCUCGUGCUGUCCCAAUCUCCCUCGGCGAAGGUGGGGCUCGGUAGCGAGGUCAAGAGAGCGCUCAGCGAAGCAUUCGAUUCCAGCGAUAUGGAACAAGAGGUGUCGAAGGGUGAGAAGGGGAGAGCGCUGACCGAGAGCGAAGCGGAGAGCAUCUUGGCUGCCUUUUUGGGCACCACGCCUCUGGGCAAGAAGCCUGCCAACACAGUGCAGAUAGACGAGGAUGCAAAGGCUUCGUCAAGCGGCACAUCGCUGAAAGCAGCAACGAAACUCACAGCUCAAAGCUCGGCAGCAGCUUCCCAGCAACCUAGCAACAACGCUUCGACGCCGUCCAAACGUCGCUCUAGUAGACGCAACACUACGCAAUCCUUUGGAGAGAAGCUACCGGAUCUGCUCACGAAGCAAGCUCCGUUCGAUUUCACCGUCAUGGGCUACUUUAGGUCGAUCGAUAAGCCGAGCAGGAACGAAAGGGCAGAAUGA